CUACGUGCGAGUGUAUGGAUAGGGUAUUUAAACAUAAAAGUUAUAAAUGGAAUUACUUUUAACGAAGCCACAAGGAAGACAACAGCUUUGAAGAAUUUAAGAUCAAUUUAUAUCUUUUCCUAUUUUUAUUCAGGGUGGAUUUAUAUUGAUCUGUACAUGAUAAUAACAAUAGCUCGAUAAAUCGAAAUGAAGUUUUUCUCAUUUGUUUAUGUGUUAUUGAUUCCAAAUAUUUCAUGUUUUCUGCGAUGGUCAUCACACGACAACGUCGAGUACAGAGAAGAAAUUCCCGUGGAAAUAUCAAAAGGUCAACGUACAAGAAGAUCAGCAGAUGACAGCUUUCAUCCACAGACAUAUGACCUUGACCUAAAAGUUGAAGGGUCACAAGUUCAUUUCCAUUUAGAAAGAAAUGACGACAUCAACACUAAUGUUCCAACUCUUUCCUUGAAUCAAGGGAUACUAACAGACAUCUACCUACAGGAACAAAAGGACUCCAUAUUUUAUCAAGAUAUAACGAACGGAGCAUCGUUUGUAGUUCAACAAGACAAAAUGAAUCCAGAAAGUAUGUUUGGGACUUUCAAUUCUGGUGGUGACAGUUUUAUCCUCCAAUCUCCAAAAGAAAGAUUGUCGUCGUUACAUUCCGGCAGCAACAGAUUUGAGUUAAUCAAAGAGAUAAGAAAUCGAACUGAGUUCGGAGAUGGAUUGAAAUCCGGUGAUACUUUAGAAAGUCUACCUGUAAGAAAACACCAUCGACAGAAGAGAGCUACAGGAUCGAACCAAAUAGAACUUUUAAUUGUUUGUGACUAUGCUAUAUAUGUUUAUUGGUUGGGUCAGAGCGAAGCCUCGACACCAUCUGAAAAGGAGACUGAAGCACUUACAUCUGUACGUCAAUAUUAUGCCUUUGUUUUAAAUGGGAUGGAUGCUAUGUAUAAGAAUAUCCAGACAACUGAUUAUACAAUAUCAGUCUUAUUUGCUGGGAUUGUUAUUGCAAAGACUCCAAAUGACGCCCCAUGGACUGAGAGUAUUAAGAAUACAGCUACUUCUCCCAACACAGUUGAUUCAUUAGCAGCCUUGAACAAAUUCACUGCAUGGAUUCAAGCAAAUUCGUCACAAUUACCAGAAAGGGACCAUUCUAUGUUAUUUUCCAGAUAUGACUUAUCAUAUAAUGGUAAUAACGGAAAUGCUGGACUGGCCUUUACUGGUGCAAUUUGCAGUGUUCAAAGUCAAUCCAUCGUUGAGGAUGAAUUUAAUUUUAUUAUUAUUACUGUCGCAGCACAUGAACUAGGACACAGUCUAAGCGCCCAACAUGACGGGUAUGAAAACUCGUGCGAUGUCAACGGAGCCUAUAUAAUGGCUUCAUCAAGUAGUCCACAACAAGACACCACAGCAACGCACCCAUGGAUAUUUUCUACGUGCUCUACUAAUUAUUUUACGUCAAAGAUAAAUGCACUUGAACUGUCAGGAGAAAGCAAUAAUUGUAUGAAAACACUAGGAUCCAAUUUUGAUCCAACUGCAUUGGUACCGUAUGACCAGUCAUUAGCCGGACAAGUGUAUGACGCAGAUGCCCAAUGUGCUCAUAUUUAUGGAAAUGGAUCUAACAUGUGCAGGGGACUGUACAGUGGUAAUUUUGAAUCAAUAUGCAAUGUUCUGUGGUGCUCUAAUCAAGACGGUUCAUCUUGUUUUACGACAAUUGCAGGAGAAGGCACUCUGUGUGGCAAUACAAAGGUAUGUAAUAUAUUUUUCUUUGCCAGCACACAGGGCAACUGA
This is a messenger RNA of Mytilus trossulus (common blue mussel), 1764 nucleotides long. RefSeq names its product A disintegrin and metalloproteinase with thrombospondin motifs 6-like. Bases 187 to 1764 code for a protein of 525 amino acids. The transcript has 13 exons. Gene Ontology annotation, molecular function: metalloendopeptidase activity. Lineage: Eukaryota; Metazoa; Mollusca; Bivalvia; Mytilida; Mytilidae. Gene Ontology annotation, biological process: proteolysis. The record is from RefSeq and is a predicted model, not a curated record.